CUUCAAAAACUGUUCAUCCCAAACUCGAAUAUUUGUCUCUCAUUAAAUCCGCAAAGAUGACUCGGUUUACUCAGUUCACGGUUUGUGCCCUGGCGCUGGUCGCCCCGGCAUUUGCUUCCUGUGACUACGGAACCCAUCUCUAUCCCCGAGAGCAUACCGUGCCCGUCAGCACUUUUGGCUACAACGACCUCAUCGGCCCUCUGAACUGGUACAGCCUCAACAAGACUGCCAACGAGCUCUGCGCCACCGGCCAGCACCAGUCGCCCAUUGUGCUGGACUCUUCCAUCGCCACGGCCCAUGGCGAUUCCAUCUCCUUCACCGUGGAGUCGUACCCUUUUGGAGCCGAGUUUGAGAACCUGGGCAGCACGGUUGAGGUGCCCGUCAACGGAACGCUCAAGGCCGGCGGCAAGGACUACAAGCUGGCGCAGUUUCACUUCCAUACUCCUAGCGAGCACCGGAUCGACUCUGAGUACCAUCCUAUGGAAAUACACUUUGUGUUUUCGACCCCUGACAAGUCUACUGCUGUUGUAUCUUUCCUGGUCGAUUUCGGUGUGCCCAACCUCCUGCUGUCCUCAGUCUUUCAGAACGUCAACGAGAUUGCCACGCCUGGUGAAACUACCCUGACUGGGCCUCUCCUGUUUGCCGCGCUGGAGAACCAUCUCAAAUCCAACGCCAUCUUCACCUACUCUGGCUCACUGACCACUCCUCCUUGCACUGAGGGCGUUGAUUGGUACAUCAGCGCCCAGCCUCUGCAGAUUGAUACGGCUACUUAUGGCAAAGUCAAGGACGUGAUCAAAUUCAACGCUCGGUAUACGCAGAAUAAGCUUGGCGGCGUGAAUCUGUUGCAGAACAUUGCGAAUGAGCUGAAAUAAGCUGUUGAGUUGAUGAGUCGCGUGUAUAAUAGUCACAAGUUUGUGUAUAUCUAUAUGUAUUGUAUAUGAGCGGGCCAGGUGAAUAGGUAUCUUUUUCUUCUUUGGGGUAUGAAAAUGAAAAUGAAGGAUGUAAAAUAUUUUGAUAAUAGAUAAAUUUGGUUAACGUGUUAUA
Messenger RNA from Trichoderma atroviride IMI 206040, 1044 nucleotides. RefSeq lists its product as uncharacterized. Gene Ontology annotation, molecular function: carbonate dehydratase activity; zinc ion binding. Gene Ontology annotation, biological process: one-carbon metabolic process. The record is from RefSeq and is a predicted model, not a curated record. NCBI's taxonomy places the organism in Eukaryota, Fungi, Ascomycota, Sordariomycetes, Hypocreales, Hypocreaceae.